Endocarpon pusillum Z07020 is the source of this 1362-nucleotide messenger RNA. RefSeq lists its product as uncharacterized. Gene Ontology annotation, molecular function: oxidoreductase activity; FMN binding. Bases 1 to 1362 code for a protein of 453 amino acids. Lineage: Eukaryota; Fungi; Ascomycota; Eurotiomycetes; Verrucariales; Verrucariaceae. The transcript has a single exon. The record is from RefSeq and is a predicted model, not a curated record.
AUGGGUCCAGCUCGUCUACCUGCCGAGCAUGUUGACGCUUCGCCGUUGGGCAAGCCGUUGCACUUCGAGUUUGCAGAUAAAACUGCGCCAAACAGGUUUAUGAAGGCGGCAAUGACAGAACGGCUUUCAACCUGGGACCCUAAAGAGCUUUCAAAACGAGGAAUUCCCACAGCGAACCUGAUCAAUGUGUACCGGAGAUGGGGCGAAGGUGCUCUGGGUAUGGUCUUGACCGGCAACAUCAUGAUCGACUACGAUCAAUUAGAAGCCGCAGGCAACCUCAUCAUCCCCCAAGAUGCUACAUUUGAAGGCGAGCGCUUUGAAGCGUUCAAAGAGCUCGCUGCACAAACAAAGAAACAUGGCAUGCUUUUUGUGGGUCAAGUCAGCCACCCAGGUCGACAGGUCGAGUCAAGGAUACAACCCAAUCCAGUUUCCGCCUCUGAUGUCCACCUGGAGGGUACUGUCAUGGGCAUGCAAUUCGCGAAGCCUCAUCCUGCCAGCCAGGAAGAAAUCAACAACAUCAUCGACGGCUUUACUCACGCGGCAGAAUUCCUCUACAAAGCCGGCUUUGACGGUAUCGAACUUCACGGCGCGCACGGCUACCUCCUGGCACAGUUCCUCUCGUCAACCACCAACAAGCGCACCGACAAGUACGGCGGCAGCCUCGCCAACCGCUCCCGCAUCAUCCUCGAGAUCGCCAAAUCCAUCCGCGCCAAACUCCCCACCUCCACCGGUUUCAUCCUCGGCAUCAAGCUGAACAGCGUCGAAUUCCAAGACGGCGGCUUCUCCGUCGAAGAGUGCCGCGAUCUCUGCUCCUCACUCGAGAACGAAGGCCAAUUCGACUUCGUCGAGCUCUCAGGCGGCACCUACCAAUCGCUGGCCUUCUCGCACCAGCGCGAAAGCACCAAGAAGCGCGAAGCCUUCUUCCUCGAAUUCGCCGACACCAUCACGCCCGCCCUCAGCAGGACACGCACCUACGUCACCGGCGGCCUGCGCACCGUGGCCGGGAUGGUCAAGGCGCUCGAAUCCGUCGACGGGGUCGGUCUCGCGCGCCCCGUCUGCCAGGAACCCUCCCUCGCCAAAUCCAUGCUCGAGGGCCGGGUCGACAGCGCGCUGGACCAGAAGAUCGACCAGCAGAACUUCGGGCUCACCAAUCUGGCGGCGGGCACGCAGAUGCGCCAGCUGGGCAAGGAUCAGCAGCCGAUCGAUCUGAGUCGCCAGGAGAACGUGGACGCCUUCUAUCGCGACAUGGAGGCCUGGAACAAGAAGAUGGCGGAGGAUGGUCCCCGGAUGAGUCUGUACGGGUACGUGGAUAUUGUGAGCCAGGAGGCCAGCCCCUAUGGGAGCUCGGCUGGGGCGGCGUAA